AUGUCUACUUCUUACCAGACCAACGCGAAACCCCGCGGGCGUAGGGGGAGCUAUUCGGAAUCCUCUGAGAAGCAAUCUAACAGUAGAGCUUCCAGCUCUGCAUCUGUGAGACUUUCCAAAACUCUUUCCAGACAUCUAGAUGAGGUGUCAGCUCCCAGAAAUAGCCGGCCAAGUUCUCCUGCUGUACACAACCACAGUCACCGACACAGGAACCUGGAUUUGAGGUCUUCCGACCCAUGUGUCAAUUCCAGAGGCCAAACUCCGGAGCGAAGGAGUCGAAGCAAGACCCAAUCAGGACUAUCCUACACUAGUGAUAAAGAUGCACACCCAAGCACAGCGACAGCCGCGUCCGUCGCAUCACCCGAGCCACACAGAUCAGCUUCCUUCAGCGUACUUGGUAACUCUAACGGACUCUCAGAUCCCAAAUCACGGAGCCCCGAGUCGAUGAACGUCCCACAGGGACUGACUCGAAACACAAGAUCUUUCAAAUCAUUGGCAUCCAUGCAACCAACUGUCACUGAGGAAGCUGAGGAGCACAUUGGCCAGCGGAAUUCAAUGACACCCCAGCCAUCCUUGCAAUCCCCCACUAUUGUUCCUUCGCCUGCGCCUCCUAAAGUGUCUGAUAUGCUGCCGCCGCGUGACAUCCCAAUGCCAUUCUCGCCAGUGACGGCAAAAUCGUCCCCACAAGUUCUUCCGGGCUUUGAUCCCAGGACCUCGGACACUUCAUUAGACGAGUUGCUUCUCGCUGCACCUGCUCCCAAAGCUCCGGUACCAUUCAUAUCCCAACCUGUAAUCAGUAGCGAUGAAGAAGGAGCUCCAGUUACGAUUGUCCCAAGCCUGGCAGGGGGGUGGGAACAGCCUCAAACGUACGAGCAAACGCCAAUUCAGAGUUAUACUCCUUUGGCAUCUCCUCCACAGUCACCAAUGCUUCAUCAGUAUAUGGGAAGCCCGCCCCUCCAGGCCGUACCUUACAUGCACCCAUUCCCAUAUCCACCACCGCUAAUGCCCAACCCAACCUAUAGCCCUGGCUUCUAUCCUACCCAAUUUGCACCUCCUCCUCCUCCGAUGCCAAACUUUCAAACUGACAUGAUUCCAAGGUCGGGAUCUGCGGGAGCCGAGGAUGAGCGGACAAGACUUCUUGAGAAGGUCUCCAACGUCCUUCCGGACAUCAAUCGCCUUCUUCAUCACUACCAGGAGACGCAAGGUCUUCUGUCAGAGAAAGAAAAUCUCGUCAGACAAGCUGAGACACAUCAUGUAGAAGAAGUGGCGAAACUCCAAGUCGAGCUGACAGUGACCAAGGAGGAGUUUGAAAAGCUCCUUGGGGAGCUGGCUACAGAGAAUGUGAGGCUGAAGGGAGAACUCGCAGACCAAGCCGAAAAGCUCGCGCGAGUAGAAGAGAACUCUGUCAGAUCAGCAAGGAUCCGUGAGGAGUUGGAGGAGCAUAAAUUGAAGUACAAAGAAAUCGAGGCAGAGUGUCAGCAAGGCAGAUCUGUGGUGGAGAACUUGAUGUUGGAGAAAGUAGCUUUGAGAGCGGAGGUCGAGGAAUAUAAAAAGCACCUGGAAGCCAAUGAACUUCGGCAUGAAGACCAGAUGGAGGAAUUGAGACAGAACCUUGAGGAACAGUUCCGAAAGAGGGAUGAAGCGUACAACAAAACCGCCAGCGAACAGAAAACCGGCCUUUCGAAGAUCCAGCUUGAUCUAGCAGGAAUGAUCACCAAGCACAGCAUCCAAAAGAAGGAUCUAGACUCGGUCAGGUCAUUGCUUAGCGAACAAGAGAAAGUUGCAGCCUCGAGAACGAAAGAGCUGGCAGAAACGAGACAGAUGCACAAAGAAGAGUUGGAGGCCCGGGAUCAGCAGGAGCAAGAACAGGAUGCGAGGCACAAGCACGAAGUCGCAUUAUGGUCGAAGAAGAUGGCUGAGGGGAUCGUGAGACGUGAGGAGAUGAUACACGAGAUCCGCACAUCCAUGGAAGCACAAAUCGAGCAGGAGAAGAAGACUGCGGAAUCUCGAAUCGCCUCGCUCACGGAGAAAUUCAGUGGUGAAGAAAAUAGACUCAGCACUGCGCUUGAUGCGAGCAAGGCAUUGGUGGAACAGUUGAAGGAAGAAAUGGGCAAAGAACGAGAGGCACAUAACGCCCUGAAAAGUCUUCAUCUCGAAGAAAAAGUUGCUCACAACGCUUUACAAUUGCAAUACAAUGCCGCCAGUCAACACCACAGUCAACUUACAGAUACGAUGCUCGUAUUGAAGAGCAAGCAGGCAGAGUGGCACCAGCAGAGUGAAAAGAUGGACCGUAUCUUGCAAAGCCUGGGACAGCUCGGCUCUGGCAAGAGUGGGGUUGGUGGUGAUGAGUACUUUGUGAGCGCAUUUGAUCAGCUUGCAUCAUCCGUGGAAGCGAUCUCCAAGCAGUUCUUGCAUGAUGACCUCGGUGGGAGAGCUUUCACUAGAAAUGAAUUUGAGACAUCUGGCCUCCCAGACCUCAUGGGUCAAUCUGAGUGUGCACGAGGACUUCGCGGCCUUGUGAUGCAGAGCCAGAUCUUCAGAAUCUUGCAGCAGCGAAUAUUCGAGCCUUUCCUGUUUGUAACAGCAUACGAUGGAGAUGACAAUUAUGGCGUCGAUCACUGCCUCGCCAUGAUAGCGCGUUUAAUACGAGCGAAGAGCGUCAACAGAGAAAGGAUCUGGAGAUCGAUGACUAUGCGAGCAGUCUAUGGAAGCCCCUAUGGGCGCAAAGCGGCGGUCGCGGCUGCUGGGCGGAUCAGUGAAGAGAUCAUGGAACGACUUCAGACCAUGGCACAUCCAACUAACUAUGACAUGCUACUCAGGGCAGUACGACUUGUGGUCAAAACGGCAAUUCAGCUCUGGCGAAGGUCUCGGCUGGAGUGGGAUUGGAUCUCUUCAACGAUGCCACCGGUCCCGGAUCGGAAACGAGAAACGGACACAAUGCUUUGGGUACGACCACAUGUCGCUCGCGAACGGAUCAUGGGCAGCGUUGAUGGUGAGGAGUCCAAUCAGCACGGAGCAUAUGUCUAUCUGCAAGGCACAGGAAUACGUGAAGAUUCCCCAUUGGUCACUGCACGGCGUCAGGAGUUGUUGGCGGGAGUGGGAGGAUGA
Molecule: messenger RNA, 3108 nt
Organism: Exophiala bonariae
Lineage: Eukaryota; Fungi; Ascomycota; Eurotiomycetes; Chaetothyriales; Herpotrichiellaceae
Exons: 2
Coding region: 1-3108 (1035 amino acids)
Molecular function (GO): hyaluronic acid binding
Source: RefSeq, a predicted model, not a curated record